AUGGCUCCUACUCAAAGAAAAAAUAAGUUAGAUCAUGAAAAACAAAAAGAACGACAAAGAGAGGCAAUGAGAAAACUUAGAGCUGCUAGAAAAGAUGACCCCAUAAAAUACGAAGAAGAAAAACAAAAAGCCCGAGAUAGUUACUAUAAAAGAAAAGAGGAAGGAAAGAUAAAGAUAAUUAAAGAAAUGACAGAAAGGGAGAGGAGACAGCAAAGAAAGAAUUGGAGAAAACGAAGCAAAACGUAUUACGAAAAGAAACAGUCCCAAAAAAUUAUAGAAAUUGAAUUAGAAGAUAAUACUCCUCUUGUUCCGAUAGUACAAGAAUUACCGAAUGUAAAUCCCGGUCCUUCGAAUAAAGAUGAUGGCAGAGCCAGAAUAGGAAAAUUACGUAGAAAAGAGAAUCUCAAGAGGCUUAAUAAUGAGAUAAAAAAACUGAAUGCAAAACUUGAAAAAGAAAGAAAAAAAAAGGAGAAAUACAGAAUGAGGCUUAAGAGAUUACAGAAAACUCCAAAUAAUAGCUCGCCAAGAAAAAAUGUUGAAAAGCUUAUUAGAGAAGAAAAAAAUAUAAUUUCACCAAGGGUUAAAAAGAAUCUAAUUUUCUUUCCUGCCUCUAAAUUUAAUGAAAAAGAUACUAUUGUUUAUGAAAGAUGGUGCACAAAGAAAUGUAAAGUGGUUAUUAAAGGCAUAGAAAAAGACUGUGUAAAAACAAUCAAAGAAAAGAAAUUAAGUACCAAAGGUGAAGUUUUAGAACUGUUAAAAGAGUCAAUAAAACCAUUUUUUUUACACGUUAGAAACAUAAACCAUCAAUUUAACGCAAUUCAACAAAUCAAAGAAGGCCUUAAAGAACAUGACGUCUUAAUUCAUAUGGACUUCUCUGAAAAUUAUAAUUGUAAAUAUUCAGAGGAGAUUCAGUCUGCACAUUUUGGAGGGUCGAAACCUCAGAUUUCGCUACAUACAGUUGUAGUGUAUUUUAAACAAGGCAACACUUUGAAAAGAAAAUGUUACUGCACGAUUUCUGAAAAUUUACGCCAUGAUCCCAUAGCUAUCUGUGCACAUUUGAAACCGAUUAUUGUAGAUAUUAAAGAAAAAAUCGUUAGUUUAGACAAUGUUCAUUUUUUAAGCGACGGUCCGGCGACGCAGUAUCGCAAUAGAAAAAUGUUUUUUUUAAUAGGAACGUAUCUACAGCAACUUUUAUCUGCAAAAACGAUCAGGUGGCACUACAGUGAAAAGGGACAUGGAAAAGGUGCCCCUGAUGGGGUUGGCGGCUGUUUGAAACGCACUGCAGACUCUCUAGUGUCUCGUGGCACAGAUAUGUCAGAUUUUAAAAGUGUUUUAAAGAAUCUACAAGAACACUGCAAAGGGGUCUCAAUUUAUGGGUUAAAUUUAGAUGCAGAAGAACUUACUUCCAUAGAAAAAAAAUUGCCCAAUGACCUGGUGACUUUUAAAGGAACAAUUCAGUGCCAUGAAGUUACGUUUUCUGACAAUUAUUUACUUCUAAAUCUUCGAAAACUAACAUGUUUAAAUUGUGCACCAUCCGAUGUAUGUGAACACUAUCCAUUGGGAAGUUAUCCUUUACAAUCUCAUUCUUCCGCUAAAAGGAAAAUUAAGUAUGCUGAUGUGUACAGCGAUGAAGAUUCCGAAAAACAAGAUCCAGUUGAAGAACUUGAAAGCUAUGCUGAGAUUCUGUCUCUACAGAAUGUGAAAGAACAUGAUUUCGUCGUUGUAAAAUUUCUUGGUAAAAAAACAACUCAACAUUUUGUUGGAGUGGUCCAAGAAUGUAACCAAUAUAACUACCUAGUUAAAUUUUUCCGAAAAAUGUCAGGAUCUAAAAAAUUUGUGCUUCCUAGGAAGGAAGAUAUUUCUCUUAUUAAAAAAAACGAUGUGGUUUGUGUUUUGCCACAACCAUUAAUAAAUAAAAGAAAGCAAUAUUCAUUUUCAACAAAUCUAUCAUUAUUUUCAAAUAUUAAUUAG
Molecule: messenger RNA, 1971 nt
Organism: Brassicogethes aeneus
Lineage: Eukaryota; Metazoa; Arthropoda; Insecta; Coleoptera; Nitidulidae
Source: the annotation of a GenBank genome assembly